AUGCGCGAAUUUAUGCACUACAUCACCAAUGCCUUCUACGGCGCGACCGGUUGGAAUGAUGACAACACAUACAAGGAGCUCAAUGUCACGGCAAGAGAGCUCAUCGACUUCCCGCUCCCCCGAGGACUCCGUCUGACCCUGUCGUCCCUCGCAACCCCGCACUUCGCGACCAGCUACCAACUUGGUAGUGUAGGCAUCGUUGAUGGCUCCAUUUCGUACCUCCACAGCUCGGUCCCCUUGACUGGUAUCGCUGCUCGGUCGGACCGAAUACCCUUACCAGCACUUCUACGAUCGUACCGCCGGCUGCAUGAUCUUGCCUCGAAGGACCAACAACAGUACGUGGGGGCGGAGCCUGCGCCGACGGAGUCAACUUCCCCAGCCGCCCCUAGCGCCAACGGAGGUUCGGAUGUGGAUAACAACACCCUACUAUACGGUCGUUUAUACCUGCCGCAGUCGCUUCUCGAAGGCCUGGUUGUUCAGCGCUUCACGCCAGCUUUGCAGGUUCAGCUUUCGGCUGUCAGCGAACGCUCACUGCGGAAUGGGGGUACCUUGCUCGGGCUCGUUCAAUACGACAAGCGGAAGUACGGGGUCGAGGGGCUCGCUUCGACAGAUGGCGGACUUCUCGGUGUCCGGGGACUGUAUAAUUUUGGGGGGGAUGCGUCUUCCUCUGCCCUGAGCCCGCCCGUUGGUAUAUCGUCUUCCGAGAAUAAUGGCAAUGGCCCUUCGGCGGAAAAAGAGAGGAUAUAUGGCCGUUUUAGUGCCGGCGGCGAAUUGUAUUAUGGAACCCUCAACAAAUCCGGAGGCAUGUCCCUGGGCGCGCGGUUUGCCACUCUGCCAGCACACCGAGGGACCCCGCUGACGGCAACGUUGACCAUCAACCCCUUAAUGGGGAACAUUAAUGCCACUUAUGCCGUCCUCGCAAGAGAAUACUGCUCGUUGGCUACGAAGAUGGAGUUCAACGUCUACAGCUACGAGAGCGAGUGGGCGGUCGGGGUAGAGUUGUGGAGCAAUAGAAGGCCAGCUGGCUUCCUUCUCGGUGCCAACCCCAAUGACCAAGCCGAGCCCGUCCGGGAACCGCCCAAAAGAGCCAAGGAGAGGAGUUUCCAGGCAAAGAUGGAAUGGCGGGUGGACGACCCUGAGCCAGAGCCCACGGGCCCCGGAGCCGGUGGGAAGUCUGCAGGUGAUGGGCCCAAGGAGGAGUAUAGAGGGGUCCUGAAGGCGCGGUUCGACCAGAAUCUCCGGUUCGGCCUGCUUUGGGAGGGCCGUGUCAAGUCACUUAUUUUUAGCCUUGGCACUGGCGUAGAUAUGCGAAGCGGCGCCUAUGAUGGCGCUCGAUUCUUCGGCCGUUUCUGGGGUAAAGCGAGUUGGAGAGAGCUCGGGGGGACGUCGUUGCGGAGAUCUUCGCGGUGGGCCCUCGAGCAACCUGAUCCAACAAUCCGGAAAUGGGGGUCUUAA
Molecule: messenger RNA, 1455 nt
Organism: Chaetomium fimeti
Lineage: Eukaryota; Fungi; Ascomycota; Sordariomycetes; Sordariales; Chaetomiaceae
Product: mitochondrial distribution and morphology protein 10
Exons: 3
Coding region: 1-1455 (484 amino acids)
Biological process (GO): protein insertion into mitochondrial outer membrane; phospholipid transport; establishment of mitochondrion localization
Cellular component (GO): SAM complex; ERMES complex
Source: RefSeq, a predicted model, not a curated record